AUGUAUUUAUCGACCGCGAAACUUGAUGCCGAGGCCAUAUCCUUUCUCAGUAUACCGAUACACCAGUCAAUAACUUUUGAGCCAAAUGUACAUACUACCGGCGAUUCUCAGAUUCAACGUUGGUCAUCACUGAUUGGGAUCGUCACGGCAAUUGUGGGAAAUAUCCUCAUAUCUUUCGCCCUGAACAUACAGCGAUAUGCGCAUAUAAGGUUACACGAUGGAGAGAUACGACGGAAGGAAAGGCUGAGGGCUAUUUCGAAAUCUGCGGGUGGCUACGGAGCGGGUGUGAAUGGAAGUCUGAUCGUUGAAGAGGAAGAUGAAGCAGAUGAAGCAGAUGAAGAGGAACCUUUACUACGAUCAUUCCACUCCGAAAACUCCCAAUCUUCGACUUCCACAGAGGAUAAUCAUGGGCGUAAAAAAUCGACAUAUUUACAAUCUCCAUACUGGUGGGGAGGUAUUGUCUUAAUGACGAUUGGAGAGCUAGGGAACUUUUUAGCAUAUGGCUUUGCGCCGGCAUCAAUUGUUUCUCCUUUGGGUGUCGUCGCUUUGAUAUCCAAUUGUGUCAUAGCUCCUAUCAUGUUAAAUGAACAAUUCCGGCUCAGGGAUUUCUGGGGGGUAGUAGUUGCGGUUGCUGGUGCUGUCACAGUUGUGUUGAGUGCUAAGCAAGAAGAAAAGAAAUUUGGACCUCAUGAAAUUUGGGGAGCCAUUACCACCACAGAGUUUGAACUUUAUAUGGGUAUCACAGUACUUUUAAUCGCAAUCUUGAUGUGGGCAAGCCCGAGAUAUGGCAGGAAAACGAUACUGGUGGACCUUGGGCUCGUGGGGUUGUUUGGAGGGUAUACGGCUCUUUCAACGAAGGGCGUUUCUUCGAUGCUUUCGUCUACUCUAUGGAGAGCUUUGACAACUCCAGUCACAUAUGCCCUAGUGCUUGUUCUCGUCGCUACUGCUAUCAUGCAGGUUAGAUAUCUGAAUAGGGCUCUUCAACGUUUUGAUUCAACCCAAGUCAUCCCCGUCCAAUUCGUCAUCUUCACAUUAUCAGUCAUUACUGGCAGCGCGAUUCUUUAUCGUGAUUUUGAAAAAGUCACUAGUGAGAAUGCAGUAAAAUUUAUUGGAGGCUGUCUGUUGACAUUUUUCGGCGUGUGGCUCAUUACUAGCGGUAGACCACCGCAUGAUGAAGAUGAAGAUGAGAGUGAGGUGGAUAUUGAAGGGGAGGAAGAAAGGAUCAGACUUGCCCCUCAGGAAGCUACUGGUGAUGAAGUGUUAUAUCAUAAUGGAUCACGGAAACUGUCUAGUCUUCAGCCGACGUCUAAGCCGAGUCUCAUUCAUGCUGGUGAUGGAUCAGUUGAUGAGGAGGCAAUCCAGCAGUCGAGGAGAUCAUCACAUGUCAGCUUUGCCAAACCAACAUCACGACCACAAACGCCACAAAAACCUUCAUCAAAGCAUCCAGCAGUGCGGCUGCAUACCCCGGGAUCAUCUGACGAGCGGUCUGCAAGUGUUGAUAAUCCUUUACCUUCAAAUCCAUGGUUGGAUUCCAAUGAAAAUCUACUCCAAACACCAAGACAUCCGGGAAUACAAACCAGCAUUUCUUCUCCGGUUCUUCCAUCCGAAGCCCAAUCACCACCUCCUUUGAGACCCCCUACUACUAGAAAUAAUACACAAUCCCACUUUCAUACUCCUCCAAGUCAGCAAAACAGCCCUUCACCACCUCAAGCAGAACAAUCAAUGACCCCAGCAAGUUAUUCGAUAGCCCGCAUGCUUCCUGGUCCAUUACUAUCGCCCCUCUCCGGCGGGUUAAGUGUGGUAAUAGCAGAUUCAUUAAGACGUGGGGUUGAUUCCCCUCGCAGCAAAUCACAAAGACGACCGCAACCCGAUCUUCGAAGAUCUAAAUCGGUAUCUCAAAGACUUAUCCAAGCAAGUGAAAGCACAGUUGAUGAUGAGGAUGUCGAUGUCGAUGCACCUCUAAAGGAUAGUGAAGCAGCACAAGAUGUGGAAGAAGGUGAAUCAUUCAAGCGUGCAAUAAGAACACGAGCUCGAAGCUUAAGUAAUACACUUGGGGAGUUUUUAAGAGGGAGAUCAAGGGAUGAGAGGGUUGAUGAUGAGGAGGCAGGUCCAAGCGGAUCAUAA
This is a messenger RNA of Sclerotinia sclerotiorum 1980 UF-70, 2124 nucleotides long. RefSeq lists its product as hypothetical. The coding region runs from base 1 to 2124 and encodes 707 amino acids. The transcript has 2 exons. Gene Ontology annotation, molecular function: magnesium ion transmembrane transporter activity. Gene Ontology annotation, biological process: magnesium ion transport. Gene Ontology annotation, cellular component: membrane. NCBI's taxonomy places the organism in Eukaryota, Fungi, Ascomycota, Leotiomycetes, Helotiales, Sclerotiniaceae. The record is from RefSeq and is a predicted model, not a curated record.